Messenger RNA from Protopolystoma xenopodis, 1050 nucleotides. The record is from the annotation of a GenBank genome assembly. NCBI's taxonomy places the organism in Eukaryota, Metazoa, Platyhelminthes, Monogenea, Polystomatidea, Polystomatidae.
AUGUCAUCUCAUUAUCAACUCCAUUCGGUUUCGGUCCGGGCUGACCGAAAGAGUCUCUUCUACUUGGCAAAACUGUCCCGAAAUGCCGUUCGUGUGCUCAACACAGAUCGCCUCUCUUGCCCUCGUCACUCUCAAAUUUUUCUUUUUCACUAUGCUUCUUCCUCCUUUUAUCCCUUUAUCCCAUUCCGCAUCUCUUUGUUCGUCUCUGACCGCCUCUGCUCUUCACAUUUCAUAUACCCUUCUCUCUCUUCUUCUCUCCCUUCCAGAUGCGCCAGGUCUGGGCAAUACGUCUUUCUCAGAUGCGGCGAUUGCCGUGACGGACUCGAAAGAACUGAUGACGACAGCCCCGAGACAAGUUCUGGCAUAAAUAUUGUUGCCGUGCCUGACGCUUCAGUCCGCUCCGACCCAGGCUCGGCUGACAACAGGUUAAAGCAGAGACAGAGUACAUCUCGACCAAUCAGCAUAGAGGGGUCGGGAAACUCUGGCCGGCCUCUCAACGCGACGAGGCUGACUCAGCGACGAGCACACCGGACGGUCACACUCGAGGGUCAAGACAGACGCGACGGACAGGAGAGCGAUAGAAGCGAUGCCAUGAGAUUGCCGGAGAUUUGGGGCGGGAUCCGCUUCAUGUCACCUGACCUGGAGCAGACGAGCGACAGUCCAGUCGAGGAGCAGUCGAUCCUGGAACACGUUCAGAUCCGUCAUGCAGGCCUGCUCCACAUGGAGAGAAUGCCUGCCAUCUCAACCGUUUUCCGAUAUCCAAGAAUGACAAAUCUAAUGAUAUCCGACUGCCUCGGAAAUGCCAUAGACAUAGUUGUGCCUCAAGGAUAUUUGCAAUUGGCCAAUUCUACAGUCCGCAAUUGUUUGGGCUACGCCUUCGGCAUGGCCAUUUUAAACGGGGAUUCUACGGAUCCAAUAACAACGGGUUCAAUCGUCUCACAGGUAAACUUUGUAUGUCAUGCGCAUGCCUACACUGCAUUCCAGUUGGGGCCAGCUACUGCUGCUAUUAUAAACAUCUACAUUGAUCUAGUUGUCAGGGCGACUAUGUAG